This is a messenger RNA of Phasianus colchicus (ring-necked pheasant), 644 nucleotides long. The record is from RefSeq and is a predicted model, not a curated record. NCBI's taxonomy places the organism in Eukaryota, Metazoa, Chordata, Aves, Galliformes, Phasianidae.
AGAUUUGGCUCGGCGCGAGUUCUGCCGUUGGCUCCACCUCCGGCCCCGCCCCUCCCGGUCCCGCGGCGGCGGCGGCGGUGGCGGCGGUUCCGCUCCGUUCCGCUUCGUUCCGUUCCGCCUUCCGCGCUCUCCUUUGGGUUCUGAGCGGUCCUCAGCGGGCCCGGAGCGUCGCCUCGUCCCCCCCCCGAGAGGGGAGGCAGCGGCAGUGUCAAUGAGGCAGAAUGGAGCCGGAGGUGGGGGGUGAGAGCCAGCGUCCCCCCAGCGUGCCGUGGCGCAGCUACAAGCUGGUGGUGGACCCCGCGCUGCGCCGCGCCCCCCAGAAGGUCUACCGCUACGAUGGCGUCCACUUCAGCGUCCCCGACUCCGGGUACCGACCCGAAGGCGACGUGCGGGACCCCCGGCCGCGCCGCAUCUGGUCCAAGCACCGCGACCUCUCCCUGCCCGUCCCCAAGUUCAAGGUGAGCGUUGGGCUCUCCUGGGUGGCUCUGGGGACAUCGGGGAGGGCUGGCUUUGGGGUCUCCUGGGUGGGUUUGGUGUCAUUUCAGUGGUUUUGGUGUCAUUUCGGUGACUUUGGGGUCAUUUCAGUGGUUUUGAAUUGAUCUUGGGGUCAGUUCAGUUGUUUUGGGGUCAUCUCAAUGGCUUUG